ACACCCGACGUUCGCUUUAAGAGCUCAACGUGAUCAUGAACGUGAUGACAUCACUUCCUUGUUUGUCUGCCGUUGGCUACCACGCCCACAGCAGUGAUUAUUGUGUCAGUUAGAGUGACACGGUUCGGUUUUUAAACCUUUUUUUAUCACCUAAAACCUCCAUAUUUGGACUAACUGUUUGGGGCAGAGGAAGGAGGGUGGUCUGGAGCAGGUCUGAGAGGAGCCGGGUCUGGUUUGGAGCGGAUUUAUCCUGGUUUGGAGCGGAUUUAUCCUGGUUUGGAGCGGAUUUAUCCCUAUUUCGAGCGGGUUUUGUAACCGGUCUGGACCGUUUGCAAAGAGAGGACGAGGGAAAGUUUGCUUCUGCUUCGGUUCACGGUCUAUGCCACACCGACAACAAAACAGUUUACAGCUGCACAACAUUUCACGUCUCUGCAGUGCUGCCGGCUGUCAUGUCCAGGUAGAGCCCGGCUCCACGACGCCCACCAUGCGGAAGCAUCUGGAAAGGAUCCGGUUCCGGGGCCAGAGACGGGACGAGUUCCUGGAUCUGGCCGAUUCGCCCAACACGUCCGACACAGAAUGCGCCGAGGAGGUCGUGAUCAAACCUCGAGUCUCCGUCAGAGAAUCGGAGGAGCUGAGGGAGGCGGAGGGAGAGCAGCAGAAUGACGCUCAGGCUGGUCCAGGAUUAUUUUCUGCAGCUCUCCAAGACGACUCGAGGACAGAUCUCAACGAGAUCAAAGGUCACCUAGAAAUCGCCUUGUUAGAGAAACACUUCUUAGAGGAGGAGCUGAGGAAACUCAAAGAGGAGUCCAACGUGGAUUCUCUGAGACAGGAGCUGGAGAGAGAGCGCAGCAGGUGCAUCGAGCUGGAGCAGAAGAUCAACGACGUACUGAAACCCAGACUGGAAGACUCGCCUUCUCAGACUCCUAAAGCCCCGCCCCCUCCUACACCUGCAGUCAGCAGUACAGACACACAGAAGGACACUUUGUCCAACAGCUUCCUGAAGUGGCUUUAUAAUCGUUUUGGCGUUUAUAUCGAGGACUUCCGCUUCCAACAGGAGGAGCAGACGGUGGAGACGGAGGAGCCGCUGAGUGCCAAGAGGUUGACUGAAAACAUGAGACGGCUCAAACGAGGAUUCAAACCUGUGACCAACUUCAAGAGGAACCUCACUGCCUUAUCCAGCUGGUACUCCGUCUACACGUCGGCCAUCGCCUUCAUCGUCUACAUGUAUGCAGCGUGGCACGGCUGGGCCGUCCCCAUGUUCCUGUGCCUCGCCAUCCUCCGCCUCUCCUUGAAUUUUCUCAUCGCCAGAGGCUGGAGGAUCCAGUGGAGCAUCGUGCCUGAAGUCUCCGAGCCUGUGGAGGCUCCUAAAGAAGACCUGACGGUGUCGGAGAAGUUCCAGCUGGUUCUGGACGUCGCUCAGAAAGCUCAGAAUCUGUUUGGCAGGAUGGCAAACAUCCUGGAGAAGAUAAAGAAUCUGUUCAUGUGGGUUCAGCCAGAGUUGACUCAGAAGCUGUACGUUGGUCUGUGGUUGGUCUUCAUCUCCUCCUGCCUGCUGCCGUUCAAACUGCUGGGAUUCAUCAUAGGUGUGUACGCAGGCAUUAAGUUCUUCAUCAUCGACUUCAUCUUUAAGAGUUGUCCCAAGCUGAGGCAGCGCUUCGACACGCCCUACAUCAUCUGGACCAACUUACCCACCGACCUGCAGCUGAAGGAGCGCGGCAGCAGCACGCUGAGCAGACGGGUAACUGUGACGAGCGGCCGAGGCAGCGUCGGCGCUGCGGCUCCUCUGGGUGUCAGCCGGGACGAGGACGGAGGACGCUGCUCCAGCACCAAGAGAGGAGCUUUUCACGAAGUCUUCAACCUGCUGGAGAGUGAGCGCCCUCUGACAGUGUGUGAGAACGGCUGGCGCUGCUGCCUCAUCAACAGAGACAGAAAGACACCGACAGACUACAUCCGCAACGGAGUCCUCUACGUCACCGAGAAUCACCUGUGUUUCGAGAGCUCCAGCUCCAGAUCUGGAUCCUCCAAGAGGAACAAGGUCAUCAAACUUGUCGACAUCACCGACAUCCAGAAGUACAAAGUUUUGUCUGUACUUCCUGGAUCUGGGAUGGGCAUCUCCAUAGCGACGCCGUCCACCCAGAAGCCGAUGGUGUUCGGCGCGAUGAUCCACAGAGACGAGGCCUUCGACGCCAUCUUCACGCAGUACAUGAAGAUCGUUACCACGGCUACCGCCAGCGACCCGGAGACAUAGUGACGACCGGCGUCGCCUCUUCAGUCACCAAACUCAUCAAAGCGCUCACUGAUGUCACAAUCAGCCAAUCACUGUUCUUACACCGUUUUUAUACAAAGUUCCAACAAAACAGAAAACUUUACGCCAAUCCAGAAUCUAAUUUACCGUAAAUCCUGAAUAAUGGUAUUUAAAUGUGACGUAAUGGCGUUACAAACAUUGAGCGAGGUGUUGUUACCUGAACUCUAAUGUCUCACCUGAUGAACUUCAUGGUGUCAGAUUCUGAUAUUCUACAUUAACAGGCUGCAGCGAACGCUCUUCAUCGUGUUUACACUCAGUGUUUCUGCACAGCAGCAGAUAAACAUGAAGCUUCACUAAUAAUAUGAGGAUUUGACUAUUUGUAGAAUUACAUUCCAGUGUUGCUGCGUAGGAUUGAACUCCAGAGCGUCGUGACGUCCAACACUCGUCAUUUACUGGAAAAAGAUCAAAGGAAUCAAAAUCCACAUGUUUUUAUGAGACGUAAUAUUUCUGCUUCGAUUCGUAUUUGUUGUUGUAAAACAACUCUUUUCUCUGCGUCUUCCUCACACAAAGGGAGGCACCUGUGUCCACGUGUCUCCUUAAAGGACAGUUAUAUAAGAGGAUAACAAGGGGAGGAUGGAGCCUUGGAAAGAAAAGACAUUCGGUAACGCCCUCCUCUUAGUUCCAGUUGCUUCUACUCAUCCGUUCUUUUGAUUCUGUUUUAGCCCUGUUACACUGCAGACAAUGAAGCACACUUCCUGCACAUAUAGUAACAUUUACAAGCUCUCAAGGGCACAACCCCCCCCCCCCUUACUUGUUAGGCUUUGUGAAACAUUGUGUCACUUCACUUCCGUCCAUGGAGGUUUAUUUAACGGAUGUUACACCGGACACUUUACUAAAUAAUGUGUCCGUGCUGAAACCAUCAUUUCACUCAAAUCACUUCCUGGUUGCAGCUUCUCCCAUGUCAGGGUUUUCUGCUUUCUUAUUAAAGAUAUGAAUCAUGGCAGUAUUUUAACAUCGUUGUCUGGACGGGAACUUUAAAGACUUUAUGUGAAGGACUUGAACAGUUCUGACUUUGGUGAAACUCGUGUUAGUAGGGCUGCAACUAACGGUUGUUUUUAUUAUCCAUUAUGAUUGCUUUCUAGAUUCAUCGUUUGUUCUAUAGAAUGUCAGAAAAUACAGAAACACGUCUUGUUUUGUUCAAAGAUAUUCACUUUAUUAUGAUAUAAAACACAGAAAAGCAGCAGAUAUCCAGAUUUGAGAGGCUGAAAAAAACUGCUUUUUCUGCCAUUUUCCACUAAUUGAACAUCAAUAUUGUGGCGAUUAUCAUCUGUCUGAGGUUUUUAGUCCACUAAUUGUUGCAUCUCUAAAUGUUAAAACCAAAAAGGACAUUUUGAGCCUCCUCGAGUCAACAAUCCCCCAAAAGUGAAGUUUAAAGUGAGGCUGAAACUAAACGUUCUCAAUGAAUGGUUAACAUAAAGUCAGAAGGGAGUGAGAACGUCCUCACUUAUUGUCUCCAGAAGCUCUAAAUAUUCACUGUAGAAUGAUAUGAAACUUUAUUUACUUUCCUUACUUGUAUUACACUGAUAUCUGUACAUCACAUCAGGAAACCUGCACAAUGUGUUCCAGCGGAAACAUUUUCUGAACAUAUUACAUUUUCUUUUGUAGAAAAGAAAAGAAUAGUUGUUACAGUACUAUCACUGAAACAUGUUUGAAGCUCAUUCAUUGACAUUAGUGUCUUCAGGGAGUAACACGAUGACUCUGUGUUGUACGAAGCCUCACACUUUGUAUUAUAGUAUGUCGGGUUGUGUAUGUGGUGGUCAGACCUGUUUGUGUUCUAUAUGAAUGUUUGGAAAUAAUGAAUGAAACCACAAAAUGAA
This is a messenger RNA of Cottoperca gobio, 4122 nucleotides long. It is a transcript of the gene gramd4b, whose product is annotated as GRAM domain containing 4b. The record is from RefSeq and is a predicted model, not a curated record. Gene Ontology annotation, biological process: apoptotic process; negative regulation of toll-like receptor 9 signaling pathway. The transcript has 20 exons. Lineage: Eukaryota; Metazoa; Chordata; Actinopteri; Perciformes; Bovichtidae. Bases 380 to 2248 code for a protein of 622 amino acids.